AUGGGCAAGCUUCAGCUGGUGCAGCGAUUCACGGUGAGGGUGGUGGCGCCGCGCAAGCUCAAACAGGAGUUCCAGCAAACUGGCGGCAGGAUCGAUGGAUCCACGGCCACCUUCGGAGCCCCGUUUUACGGCGACAGCUUCCUAGGGCGGCUCGUGUAUGGCGACUCCAAGGGGGAGCUGCACUGCACGGAUGGCGAUUACGACGUGCCGGAGCCUUCGGAGUACACUCCCGAAGGAAAGAGCUACAAGGAGGUUUCGCUCAUCAACAUUGUGCUCGUGGAGCGCGGUGGUUGCUCCUUCGUCACGAAGGUGAAGGUGGCGAGGCGCAAGCAUGCGCAUGCAGUGAUUAUCGUAGACAAGAAGGAUUCCGUCCUGACUUCCCAAGACAUUCGCAACAUCAUCGUCGCCGAUGACGGCUACGGUUCGAACAUUAACAUCCCCUCGGUCCUCAUCUCGCGUCCGGACGGAAGCUGUGCUGUGGGCUUUCCUGCAGAUGUGGCUAGACGCUAG
Symbiodinium sp. CCMP2592 is the source of this 510-nucleotide messenger RNA. The record is from the annotation of a GenBank genome assembly. NCBI's taxonomy places the organism in Eukaryota, Dinophyceae, Suessiales, Symbiodiniaceae.